AUCUUUGAAUAAUGCACUGUAUCUCAAGAGUCAUGCUACCACGGCGGAGAGAAAUCCUUGGAAGAGUGGAUAUGUAUUGAUGACAUUGUGGACAAUCCUUGCAAGCAAUAAUAGAACAACCCCAACCGCAAUAUAACAAGUGGAAACUCCAAUCCGGGACAAAGCCCCACUGCCACCGCCACCGCCACCGCCUGAGUAAAAGCACGAGAGUAAAAAAUGGCUGGAAUCUUAGCCAGACGAAUUAGUACUGGUAGAUUUAGUUCGUUAUUGGGGGUGCGAUGCAGUCCAGUUCAGCGGCAGUUGAACAACCCGGGCACCUACAUUUUCCCCCGGAGCUUCUGCUGCUUAGGGGUCUUACCCGACACCAUUAAUCGGAGCUCCGAAUCAUUCCUCAAGAACUCCCAGGUCAUGGAAGGCAUUAUAUCCCAACUUCACUCCAAUAUUCAGAGGGUUAUGGAGGGAGGAGGAGCGGAAGCCGUGAAGAGGAACCAGAGUAGAAAUAAGCUUCUUCCUAGAGACAGAAUUGAUCGCCUCAUCGAUCCUGGUUCUUCGUUUCUUGAGCUUUCUCAGCUUGCUGGCCAUGAAUUGUAUGAUGAACCAUUACCUUCUGGUGGGAUAAUUACCGGAAUUGGUGCGGUACAUGGUAAACUAUGCUUGUUUGUGGCAAAUGACCCCACUGUGAAGGGUGGAACUUAUUAUCCCAUCACAGUCAAGAAACAUCUCAGGGCACAAGAAAUUGCCUCACAAUGUAAACUACCAUGCAUAUAUCUUGUUGAUAGUGGAGGUGCUUUCCUUCCGAAGCAGGCUGAGGUUUUUCCUGACAAGGAAAACUUUGGUAGGAUAUUCUACAAUCAAGCUUUGAUGUCUGCAGAAGGUAUUCCCCAGAUCGCUUUGGUGUUGGGUUCUUGCACUGCUGGUGGGGCCUAUAUUCCUGCAAUGGCAGAUGAAAGUGUAAUGGUUAAAGGAAAUGGUACCAUAUUUCUGGCUGGACCACCUCUUGUAAAGGCUGCCACUGGAGAGGAAGUGUCGGCGGAGGACCUGGGAGGUGCUACUGUACACUGUAAGACAUCUGGCGUUUCAGACUACUUUGCCCAAGACGAACUACAUGCUCUUGCUAUAGGAAGGAAUAUCGUAAGAAACUUGCACAUGGCUGGAAACCAUAAUGUAUCUCAACACAGGACAUUUGAUUACAAAGAGCCACUGUAUGAUAUAAAGGAACUUCGGUCCAUUGCACCAGCAGACUUUAAGCAGUCCUUAGACAUUCGAUCUAUUAUUGCCCGUAUAUGUGAUGGAAGCGAAUUUGAUGAAUUCAAGAAACUGUAUGGCCCUACACUUGUAACAGGUUUUGCAAGAAUAUAUGGGGAGCCUGUGGGAAUAAUUGGGAACAAUGGUAUAUUAUUCAAUGAAUCUGCCUUAAAGGGGGCCCAUUUCAUUGAAUUGUGUACUCAGCGUAACAUUCCAUUGGUCUUCCUUCAGAAUAUUACAGGAUUCAUGGUUGGGUCUAAAUCUGAGGCAAAUGGUAUAGCUAAAUCUGGUGCCAAAAUGGUGAUGGCAGUUUCUUGUGCAAAGGUUCCCAAAAUCACUGUUGUUGUGGGUGGAAGCUUUGGAGCUGGAAACUAUGCUAUGUGUGGACGAGCAUAUAACCCUAACUUCAUGUUCUUCUGGCCAAAUGCUAGAAUAUCUGUGAUGGGAGGUGCUCAGGCUGCUGGGGUUCUGACGCAGAUAGAAAAGGCCAACAAGAAAAAAGCUGGGGUUCAGUGGACAAAGGAGGAAGAGGAAAAGUUCAAGGCUGAUGUUGUGGAGGCGUAUGAAAGAGAAGGCAGUGCUUACUAUUCAACUGCUAGACUUUGGGAUGAUGGGAUUAUUGAUCCAGCUGACACAAGAAAAGUCGUAGGCCUUUGUCUCUCUGCCUCCAUGAACCGUGGCCGAGAAAAUACCAAAUAUGGUGUAUUUAGAAUGUAAAAUUAAGGCUAUUGUUUUUCCCAAAAAAAAAAAAAAGAAAAAGAAAAUAAAAAGAACAUGCUAUCCCAGGAGAGGACGUUUUUACCUCCAAGGAUGCUGGUUUAGAGCUCUGAACCUGCAUAAACCAUACCGGACAGGAUGCAAGAUUACUUGAGAUGGAUGAAUCUUUUGACAAUUUGCCAAAAAAUGAGCUUUCUGAGUGUCCGUUUGGCGGAAUCCUGACUGUCAAUAUGCCUAUAUGCGACUAAUGAUCCUACUAUCUCACAUCGAUUGUGAGUGGUGUGUGUGUACUAUUUAAGGUCCUCAGUGUGGUCUGAAAGUCAGCAUGCCUCUUGGGUUGGGCUGUGGAAUAGCCUUAGGUAGUGUGUGUGUGUGUGUUAUCUGCAUUUGUUGAAAGACUAAUGAUCCAUUCAUCUUCUUGAUCAGAACAAGUCCAGAUGAUCUGGGACGGUGAUGACAGUAUCAACUAUCAAAAG
Messenger RNA from Coffea arabica (coffee), 2438 nucleotides. Its product is annotated as methylcrotonoyl-CoA carboxylase beta chain, mitochondrial-like. Gene Ontology annotation, molecular function: methylcrotonoyl-CoA carboxylase activity. Gene Ontology annotation, cellular component: mitochondrion; methylcrotonoyl-CoA carboxylase complex. Lineage: Eukaryota; Viridiplantae; Streptophyta; Magnoliopsida; Gentianales; Rubiaceae. Gene Ontology annotation, biological process: L-leucine catabolic process. The record is from RefSeq and is a predicted model, not a curated record.